Molecule: messenger RNA, 1065 nt
Organism: Heterostelium album PN500
Lineage: Eukaryota; Evosea; Eumycetozoa; Acytosteliales; Acytosteliaceae
Product: aldo/keto reductase
Exons: 4
Coding region: 1-1065 (354 amino acids)
Source: RefSeq, a predicted model, not a curated record
AUGGAAUAUACUACAUUAAAAGAUGGAUUUACAUUUCCAAAGAUUAUCAAUGGAAUGUGGCAGGUUACAGGUGGUCAUGGAAAGAUAAACUAUAAGAAUGCACUUAAUGAUAUGGUGGAAUAUAUAAGUAGUGGUUUGAAUACAUUUGAUAUGGCAGAUCAUUAUGGACCGGCAGAAGAUCUCUAUGGUGAAGUUCUAGUUCAAGUUAGAAAAGGUGAAGUUAAACUUAAUCCUAAUCAAACAUCAUUUAAUUUACUUUACUUUUUUAUAUUUGUUUGGUGUGUUCUAGUUGUUGGAUUUACAAAAUGGUUUCCAAGACCUGGUGUUGUAACUUUAGAGUCAACUACAAAAGCUAUCAAUAGAGCUGCCUCUAGAAUGAAAUUAGACAAGAUCGAAUUACUACAGUUUCAUUGGUGGGACUAUGACGAUGAGAGAUAUAUAGAUGCAUUGAAGGCAUUGGUAACAUUGAAAAAUCAGUCGAAACCACUGAUAUCUCACAUUGGACUGACAAACUUUGACACCAAACGACUGCAAAUCAUCAAGGAAUCGAUAGGUAUUGAAAACAACAUUGUUACCAACCAAGUUUCAUACUCAAUCAUUGACAGACGUUGUGAGAAAUCAAUGGUACAAUUCUGUAAUAAUAACGAUAUUUAUAUAAUUGCAUAUGGUGUAUGUUUAGGUGGAUUAAUCUCUGAAAAAUUCUUGGGUGUACCGGAACCAUCACAAGUAGCGUUGAAUACAUGGAGUUUACAAAAGUAUAGGGAUUAUGUUGAGAGAUGGGGUGGAUGGCGAUUGUUCCAGGAUCUCCUUGAAGUACUGAAAAAGGUUGGUAAUAAACAUGGUGUAUCGCUUACGGUUGUUGCCAUCAGAUACAUACUUGACAAACCUAGAGUCGGUGCACUUGUCAUUGGAUGCAGAUGGGGUAUCACCAAACACAUCGACGAUCUUACAAUGACUCUAUUUUCAUUCUCGCUGGACAAAGAUGAUCUACGACUCAUUGAAUCGAUUGUAUCAAAAGGUGAUACAAUGUUAGGUUGGACUGAUUGUGGUGAUGAAUAUCGUUAA